AUGGCCCAGUACGCGGCCACGACGUCUUUGGGCACCUCGUCGCCGCAGCUCUCCAUCAGAAGUCAGGCGAUGAACGAGGACGGCCAGAAGGAGGACCUCAUCAACCUCCAGAUCUUCGUGCCCGAGCUCCAGAUGCAGGUAGGUAUCGUGGGGAGGUGACUCAUACUUUGUUUGCAGAAAUGUUUGACCAUCAGCCUGGAUGAGCUGGUCUGGGACAUCAAGCGAAAGCUGUUUGCGUCGUUGCCUCAGGUAAGUGACGGUGUUACACGUCAUACGAAUCUCAUACUUCUCAAAAUGUUUUUUGAUAAACUGUUUUCGUAACAGAUUGAUAUAAUCGCAAUAUUCAGUGUAAUACACAUUAAUGUAACCAAUUUCAGCAACUGCCCCAAUCCUUCAACUUCGGCCUGUUCCUCCCACCGUGCGAUGGCCGUGCCGGCAAGUUCUUAUUGGAAGAUCGCCCGCUCCGAGACUAUCCCUUCCAUGACUGUGUCCCUUACGUCGAGGUAUGUAAACGUUAUAUUCACGCCUCUUCAAACCGUAAAACUGACCAACAAACCUAUUUUCAGCUCAAGUUCAAGAAACGUGUCUACAAGAUGCUGAAGCUGGACGAAAAGGCGUUGAAGCAGAUUCACUCCAAGGUAAUAUUUCAUUUUUUUAAUUUGUAAUACCCAUCACAAUAGCCUUUAUUUAUUUUUUGACGACUGACUAUGUAUAUAAUUUUCCCAAAUUUCCAAAUUUGGCAUUGUGUUGCAAGCACUGUUUCGAUGUUUUAAAUAAGUUAGGUUUAAAAUUUCAAGAAACUUGGUUCAUUCAAAGCUUUUCUGUCAUUAUAUAAGAGAAAAGUUAGUAUAAGUUAAAAUAUGGCAGAGUUUUAAGCUUGCAACACAAUGUCAAUUUCAGGAAAUUCAAAAAAAAGUGAGUUUUUGAUCACGAUGUUCUCAAGACUAACCAAAAUUGUACUUUGCAUAAGACCUUAAGUUUACAUGAUGUUUCUAUACGAUGUAUGAAGAGAAUCUUUUUCUACCUUGUUAAUAAAAAUAAAUUUCAGAGUAACCUUAAAAAGUUCAUGGAGUAUGUUCUGAGUCGAAAUUCGGAAAAGGUGGAGAAGUUGUGCGCCAGCGGGCUCGACCCCAACUUCCACGACAGUCAAGGCGAAACUCCAUUAACGUUAGCCGCUGGCGUAGCGCGCAACGAAAAGGUUCUAAUGGCACUAGUCGGCGGCGGAGCUCACAUCGACUUCCGCAACAGCGAAGGACAGGUAACGGAAAACUAUGUCACGCAACACGUUUCACGACUUCAUAUUGAGUUAGACUGUUAUACAAGUUAAUAUUGAGUAUAUCUUUAUGACAGACAAAAAUUAGAUCCUCCAGUUUAAACAUGACAUAAGUAUGUACACAACAACAGUUAAUAACAACAUGUUAUAGACUGGAAUGCACAAAGCAGCCUUUCUUUCCAUCGCUGACAAUGUCCGGACGCUUCUGGAACUAGGUGCUUCACCCAACUACAGAGAUCCCAUCGGCCUAACGCCUUUGUACUACUCCAUGUUGACAACCGACUCCCAGGACUCCGUAGCACAAAUGCUACUCGCCGAAGCGGCCGAGAUCGGCGUAACUGAUAUGCACGGUAACCACGAGCUACACCAAGCCUGUAAAAACGGUUUGGUGAAGCAUGUGGAACACCUGCUGUACUAUGGAGCUAUCAUCAAUGCCCAAAAUGUAAAUGGGAAUACCCCGCUACAUGUUUGCGCUGUCAACAAUCGGUAAGAAAACAAUAUCUACUUACUUUAUACAUUUUCUGUUGAAAAGAUAACAUUUUGAAAAGAAAAGUGUAAAGGAUAACAUAAUCUUACAACAAUCUACCACAAUAUCGUUACUUUAGACCCGACUGUGCCCGCGUCCUGCUCUUCCGUGGAGCCGACCCUCUGAUGAUGAACAAACAAGGACAGACCGCUCUUCACGUCGCUAACAUCGUGGGGAACCACGCUGUAGCUGAGGUCAUUCAGAUGCACAACCCUCACACGUCCGGUAGGUUUCAGAAGCUGCUUUUGUGAAAAGGACCCGCCUUCACUCAAGAGCUUUCUCCUUGACUGGGCAUUAUGCGGUCCGUUGUCUUCCACCAACGAUUCAGUAGCUAUGUCUCUUCAUUACGGUCGGCGUCUGCGCCGUCAGUCUCUUCUGAAUCAGAUCUUCGAAAACGCUUCUAAUGAUUCUUUUGUCCAAUUCCUCAACCCAAAGGAGGACUAUAUUAACUAUGUUACAGUACCUUACCGUGGCACUCCGAAGUACAGUACCCGACGACGGCUGGGAAGUCAGAUCGUGAGGCGGCGCUCCCUUAGCCAGUCAUCCAUGUGUAGUGCACGAUCAGAACAGUUCUACCAGACGCCACAGCCUAUGCGACAUGCUGGGCCAGCUAUGCCUAGUCCUAGUCCAAGCAGAAUGUCCAUAGCUCAGCCAUCUGACUACGGAACAUUACGACGAUAUCCAGCAGAUGCUGUUCAGAACAGUGUUCCUGGGCAUGAGUAAGUUUGAAGUCUUAUUUACCGCGACAUUUUAUCAAGACUUGUGCUAUAACCGACCACUUUUAUUAAUCUACUCUGAUGUUUUUCUAUCGUAUAUAGCAAGAAAAAUAUUGUGUUGUUUCAGGACGAACGUUCCCCGAAUACUUGUGAUUCCACGAGGACCCAAUGGCUUCGGCUUCAUCUUGCGCGGCUCCAAACACGUCGACUCCGAGAUCGACUUCCGGCCCACCUUAGAAACUCCUGCGUUACAGUUCUUCGAAGGCGUGGACAUGUCGGGAAUGGCCAUGAAAGCUGGCCUACUACCCGGGGACUUCUUGUUGGAAAUCAACGGUGUAGAUGUUAGAAGCGCGUCCCACGAACAAGUUGUACAACUUAUUCAUCAGAACGUUGACACCAUCACGUUGAAAGUGAUAACCGUUAAUCAAACGAUCCAUCAGCCAACGUACUCCACAUCGGGCACGCUACCCAUCAGAAGAAACAACUCUGUCCCCAGGAAUCAUGGUCUGCCACCCAUGCCCCCUCAACGUCACCCCUCAACUUCGUUGACCUACGCCCCUGCCCAUCAUACCAUGGGUUACUCUAGUAAGUCUGUGCUUAUGUGAGGUUAACCUGGCUAAUAUGCGUGUUACAAUUAAUGUUUGUUUUUAACUUUAACUGUUGCUUUACCAUGUCCCUGUUCUGUUAUCUAACCCCCACUCAUCCGCUAAUCCCUUUCCAGUAGAUCACCACCACAACUCGAUCUACGAUAGCGCCCGAGGUGGGACUAUGAGGUUGAACAAAGAGUGUGUGGAUUCCAUUAAUUCUGACCAAAUUCGUUGUGCUUCAGUGAAAAGUCGGCCUUCAGCGUCGCGUCGCAUCUCGGCAGCCGAGCUGGAGGACUUAAUGAUCCGCCAAUACCCGAGCAGCUCCCAAUUCCAGCCCAUUCCUUACAAACAAGUAAGUUAACAUACAAAAGGCAGCCAGCCAUGUGCAAGUAAUACGAGUAAUUACCCACUUCCAGGAUCUGUAUGGUCAAGCGACUCCAAAGAAGUUCACUUCGGUGGCAGACAUGAAGCGGAGUAAGCAGCGAGGGCUGCCCUCGCCCAGCAUGAACAACGGUCUCCCCAGAACCAGUUCUAUGAGUGAAGACGACCACAUCCACGUCUCCACAGGGCUCAAGAGCUUCAACUCCUCCCCAGACUUGAAGAAACAAACAUUCGAAGCCGAACCCAACUUCAACUUGGUCAGAAACAAGAACACCGCCUUUUCAGAUUACCAGUCGAUGAGUUCAAGCCAGAAUCUGGGGAUGCUCAGACCAAAAACCCCGCCCCCACCACCUCCUCCAGUUAAUAAAGUAGAAACACAGCCCAGUUACACACCUAACACAUCCGCCACUCCUUCACAACAGCCAUCAUAUCAACCCAAGUACAACGACGAGCCAAAGCCAAGUACAAGUUCAAAGGCAGCGCCUCCACCCCCGCCCCCUCCUCCACCACCACCAGACUUUCUGAAGAAUGGCAUACCCAAACCACAAGCAGCUCCACCACCGCCCAAAGCCAACGGAAUAGGAAGUAUUGCCUCAGCCAUGCAGAACGUCAAGUUGAAGCCGGUCAACAACAACAAUAUCGAGUCAAAUCAGAAUGAUCAGAGUACUAAAGAGAAGCCGACAUCGGAUUUUCAGUCUGACCUGAGGAAUGCAUUGGCUAAACGACGGUCGAAGGUGUCAGAAGAAGACAACUACGAAGAACAGACUGCCAAACCCAACAAACAGACGGCUGACGCCAACGGAGUGUACGUUUAUUACCUAAAAAUAGUGAAUUUGUUCAAAUUAUUCUUCUAAAACAUCUUAUACAGAUCCAGUAGAUUAUAUUUUACAAUAACGUAGCCUUUUUAGGAACUACGGUGGCCUCAGUCUUCGGGAAUCAGUCAGGGAGAACGUCCAAGUCCAGUCAAAAAACUUGGAGAAGCAGCACUCACCACCGGGGUUUGUGAACAAAAAGGACAGCGGGUAAGUUGAUGGGUUUACAUCUAGUGUUUUAAAUGUUAUUUAAAAUCCUAUAUUAAUAUUCCUACCUUUAGGUACACUUCAUCGAGGACGUCGUUGGAACCUAGUGAGUGCGGUGACGAUCAGACCCUAGUAAGCAGUAAAACCAGCACAACGACCAUCAGAAUCUCGGAGACCGAAGAGCUACUGCCUCACAACUCGAGAGUCACGCUGAUUAGUCAGCAUCUGGAGGAUCGGUUCAUCAAAGACAACAACGUGAUACCACAGGAUUCGGUAAGUAAACACCACGAGACGAUACCAAAUCAAAUCGUUAAAGGCAUACCUUGACAGAACCCUAUAUUACCCUAACCUUGAUUCGUUUAGAUGUCGGUGGCAUCCCUGUUCUCUAACAUCUCCAACUCAUCCUCAAUCCCACAGACUAAACUCGGAGAAACCAUCGGUAAUAUAUCCCCUACCCGUAUUCCCCCAGCUGACUACGACGACUGUUCAGAUCAGGACUCGUGUUCUGCCCCUUCUUCUUUAUCACACGACUGUAAGGACCACUUUUAUCUAUCAACCUUUUAUUUACUACUCUUUAUACUUCGUAUUACUUGCUCUAUUAACAUCUGUGACAACCCAUAAUUAAUCCUUCUUUAUAAUUUUUAAAGUGCUUUCUUAAAAUAAACUUGUUUUAGCUGGACACCCGGUAACAGAAUCCUCCAAUCCAGUCUUUGACCAGAAAGACCUAUCUCAGUGGACGUGCGACGAUGUUCUGGACUGGCUACACUCAUUGGGACUCAAGGAAUACAUGGUCCCAUUCUCGAAACAACGAAUCUCUGGCCAACACCUAAUCCGCUUCGACCGGUCGAAGUUCACCCAACUCGGCGUGACCAGAAUCGCGCACAGACAGGCGAUGGAACAGUCGCUGCGGCUACAUUCCAAACAAGACAUCUAG
Messenger RNA from Bursaphelenchus okinawaensis, 5436 nucleotides. Lineage: Eukaryota; Metazoa; Nematoda; Chromadorea; Rhabditida; Aphelenchoididae. The record is from the annotation of a GenBank genome assembly.